UUUUAGUAGGGAAAAAAAAAAAAAAGACUUCCCGGACGUGAGGAGGAGUGUAAACAGCCCGGAGCCCAGAGCUGGAGUCCCGGGGCAACCGGAGCCCCGGGAUAAGGGGAUGGGGAACUGCCUGUCAUCACAGACCGCAGAUGAUCUGUCCCUGCUCAACGACUCGGACGGGGUCAGCUUACCCGGGGAGCCCCCACCUCCAUACCAGGAGCGGGAGCCUGUUCCUGUCUACCACCCCACACCCAGCCAGACCCGCCUAGCUACACAGCUGACCGAGGAAGAACAAGUGUGGAUCGCCCAGAGGAUCGGCCUUAUACAGCACCUACCUAAAGGCAGAUAUGACCCGGGGUCCGAACCCUCCGAGAAGAAACCAAAAGAGUGUGUGAUCUGUAUGAUGGAUUUCGUCAGCGGGGAUCCCGUACGCUUCCUGCCUUGUAUGCACGUCUACCACAUGGAGUGUAUAGAUAACUGGCUGAUGCGCUCGUUCACGUGUCCGUCGUGCAUGGAGCCGGUGGACGCUGCUCUGCUCUCCUCCUAUGAGACCAGCUGAACAGGGGGCGUCGCACUGAUCUGUGAUGACAGGGCCCCCUGGUGGUCCAUGCAUUGAAGUUCUGCUUAGCGCUCUGGCCAAUAUAAAGUCCCGUCUGGUGUGACGUUGCUUGUUCUUGAGUGGUGAGAUGAUCUUCCAGCUGCUUAAUGGGGACCGGAGCCUGGAGCGUCCCACGUGCAUGACAUUGACUAUCCUUAAUAUGACUGGAGCGGAGGGGCCCUCACCCUCCUUAUAGGGCCCCCUAUGGACAGCAGAUGAGGAGACGCCAUGUAUCUGCUGACUCACCAGGCGCAGCACUCUGGAGGUUUCUCAUCUCGUACCGACCUCUUCAGUGAUCGUACCUCCUGCCGCCUAUAGACGGGGAAUUGUGGUUUUCAUACUGAUACCAAAUCGCUUGUGUGAGUGUGCGCUGCAGAGUAUGAGCGGGCGGCAUGAUGCCUGCACAUUGUGGGGGGAGGUCAUGUAGGAUUUAGACAUAUAAAGGGCACCUGUCACCAACAAUGCCCCCUAUAAAGAGCACUUUACUACCCCCCCUUCCCUGAGUCGUUCUUUUGUUUAGCUUAGUCUGCCUGGGUUGUCACCCACCUUUCCCAGAGUCCUGAAUUACAAGUCUGCCUUAUUAUAUAGAGAUGCACGAGGAGGAAUGUAAGAAGACCGGGGAUGGAAACGUACCUGGAUGUGUGAUGAUGGCCUCUAUCCUGUGGGUAGAAAUACUGUAACUCUCACUAUACUCAUUGGAGGAAUCACACAGCUUUCCCUGAUAACUGAACAAAACAGGCAAAUUUCAUUCUGGGAGGUGAGUGCCGUAUGCAUUUUAGGUUUAUAAGUUACCCCAAUAAAGCUGAACUAGUGCCAGCCAGUCUGGUCCCUUA
Hyla sarda is the source of this 1422-nucleotide messenger RNA. Its product is annotated as RING finger protein 11-like. The transcript is spliced from 3 exons. Lineage: Eukaryota; Metazoa; Chordata; Amphibia; Anura; Hylidae. The coding region runs from base 110 to 550 and encodes 146 amino acids. The record is from RefSeq and is a predicted model, not a curated record.